Rhodotorula toruloides NP11 is the source of this 288-nucleotide messenger RNA. Its product is annotated as mitochondrial inner membrane translocase subunit TIM10. Lineage: Eukaryota; Fungi; Basidiomycota; Microbotryomycetes; Sporidiobolales; Sporidiobolaceae. Gene Ontology annotation, biological process: protein insertion into mitochondrial inner membrane. The transcript is spliced from 2 exons. Bases 1 to 288 code for a protein of 95 amino acids. The record is from RefSeq and is a predicted model, not a curated record. Gene Ontology annotation, cellular component: mitochondrial inner membrane.
AUGGCCAGUCUCUUCGGCGGUGGAUCUCGCGCACAGCCUACCGGCCAGCCCGACCAGGCGCGCCUCGCCGAGGCCGCGAUGGAGCUCGAAGCUGUCUCCGACCUCUUCACCCGCAUCGUCGCCAGCUGCCACACAAAGUGCAUCUCGACGAGGUACUCUGAGGCGGAACUCAACAAGGGAGAGAGCGUCUGCGUCGACCGCUGCGUUGCCAAGUACUUCGCCGUCAACGAGAAGGUCCAGGAGCGACUACAACUCGCCCAGUCCGCCGGCCAGCGUGUCGGCAUGUAA